This is a messenger RNA of Echinops telfairi (small Madagascar hedgehog), 984 nucleotides long. Its product is annotated as olfactory receptor 10J1-like. NCBI's taxonomy places the organism in Eukaryota, Metazoa, Chordata, Mammalia, Afrosoricida, Tenrecidae. Gene Ontology annotation, molecular function: G protein-coupled receptor activity. Gene Ontology annotation, cellular component: membrane. Gene Ontology annotation, biological process: G protein-coupled receptor signaling pathway. The record is from RefSeq and is a predicted model, not a curated record. The transcript has a single exon. Bases 1 to 984 code for a protein of 327 amino acids.
AUGAACACCUCGUCAGAGCCCUGCAACAUCUCCGACUGGCUGAGGCUAGAAGCAACGGUGAAAGCCUCUGUGUUCGUGGUGGCUUUCUCCUUUGCCACGUCCACCACGGCCAUCAUCAUGGCCAUCGUGUUGCACGAUCUGAAACUGCAGACGGAGAUCCGGUAUAUUCUCUUAUGCCACCAUCUCCUGUGCAUCUCCUCCUACUGCGGCCUGGGCAUUGUUUUCCAGGGGAUGCGGGCACUGCAGGCCAACAGCCCUCUGCUGAUCUGCUGGGUGGUGUUCGGCAUCCAGCUAAGUGCUGGGGAAGGGAUUCUCUUCACCUUGGCCUUGAUGACUCUCAACACCUACCUGGCGAUUUGCUGGCCUUUGAGAUCUCUGGUCCUGGUGGAUUCGGUUAAGUACAGGAUUCUAGCUGGGAUGUGGACCAUCAUCAUCCUCAAGAAUGUUAGCUUAUUUCUCAUAGACGGCAUGAGAAGUUCUCCAGUGGCCAUUCUGAAAUCAGAGCCCGUUUGCCCUCUGACCUUGAAUGGCACAGUGUCCAGAGUCAUUGGCAUGGUUUUCUUUUGCCUUCCCCUGUCUGUCAUCUUUAUCAGCUACUCUCUGAUCUACCAAGAAGGGAAACGGGCCGGGCAUUUUAAUAGGUCGAAUGUCAAAGCCAGGAAAACUGUUCUUAUUCACUUAGUGCAGAUGGUCCUACAUGUUGUACCAACCCUGGUGAUCAUAGGCUUGGGGAAGGCAUGCGGGACCUUUUCCUUUGCUUUAAAUAUGGUGCUGUUUGCCCUCUUUGCACUGGCCCAGUGCUUUAACCCCCUGAUCUAUGGGCUCCAGAACCGAGAGCUGCAGAGCAGGCUCUGCCAUUGGCUGUGCUGUGAUCACAUGGUCAACAGCAGAGCGCCCAUUGAAACAGAUACACCAGCGCUGCGAGUCCAUAACUCUAGUCCGCUGCGAGUCCAUAACUCUAGUCCGAGUGGACACAUCAGGUAG